UUCCUGAAAAGAAAAAAAAAAUAUGCAAAAGACAAUAGAGAGGAGCUUGCAUUUUAUAAAAGUAAUAAUGAAGCUCGAGUCUUUAAAUGAUAUGAAUAUAGACUACAAACUAUAAAUAUGUGAAAUAUUCUCGUAAAAUCAAGCUUGAGAAAUAGUGAAAUAGACGCAGUUGUGUUGUUACUCGAGUAUCUUUUGCACCUUAAAAACAUGUUUAAAAGGGAAAAUGAACUGUUGAACUGUGCUUAUAGUGAAUAAUAAAUAAUAUACUACUGUUGAGAUUGUGGAUGAUUAAUGUAUAUUAUCUUAUGUUUUAAUUUUCUAUUAUUUGUGUAUAUAUUAUAGUAACGAUUGCUGUAUUUAGGAAGGUCUGUUGUAUCAUAGAAUAUCUGAUUCACGUCUACUAGAUUUAGGAUAAAUCUUUCCUAUUUUUCAUUUUCCUUGUAUUUUUUAUGGUACUGCCUUCACCCACUCUUGUGCUUGUGGGAGAUAUUAGAGUAUUAAACUUAAAUAAAUGUAUUUUCAUUUUUUUUGUUACCAUAGUUUCGACCUCUUUGGGGGCUUUCUUAAUAGCAACCUAAAGGAUGGUGUUUAGUUCCAUAUUGACUAGAGAUAUGACUUAAGUAGAGUUUAUAAAGAUUGGAUAGUCCUCACCUUACAAAGCAGUUCCAGAAAUUGAGUUAGGCUCUAAGCCCAAAUUCUAAUAUGAUCUGAGAAUCUAUUCUAGAUCUAUUGUUGGGUCACCUGCAUUUACCAUCUGAUAGGCGCUUAAUUCAAGGAGACAGCCCAAAUGUAUUUUUGUCCAAUAAUCAUCCUAAGCCUCUAAUUUGUAAAGUAUACAAGAGAAAGAAAAGAGAGGAGCAAUCAGUAGUAGCCAGCUGGCAUAGAAGGUUUGGUGUGUGAGCAUAAUUUUGUUCUAUAGGAAUUGUUGAGGAGCGAGAGGAGGGAAUCUUUUGGGUGGUUUUGUGAUAGAGGCAUUUGUGCACUUUGAGAGGAGCUUUGUUGUGGGCAGAGAUUUAUUCAAUUCUCUGAAUAAUGGUUUUUGAUUCAGCAAAUAAUACAUAUUUCAACAUCUCUCUUUAUCAUUUUCAAUCCUCUCUUCUAAUUCCUUUACAUUCAUCGAUUUGUUUCUGGCUUCCUAACAAAUUGGUCCAACCUGCCAGAUCUCGUCGUAUGCCAUUGUUCUAAUUCAUUCCGUAACCAGUGUAAUGACUAUAUUUUGAAUGCCACCAAAGAAGAUGGAAAACAAAGUCUCAGCCAUAGAAGAAGCCAUGUCAGAUUUUCAUAAUAUUCUCGCAGAACUACGAACAUUGACGGUUGAAAACAAGGAAAAACUUGAUUCCAUCCUUACCAAGGAAUCAGAGGAUGGCGGAAGCUCUAUGCCCAAGAAGAAACUAGUGAAGGAUCAACGCGAGACCAAUUGGUCCAAGCUCGACGGAGAUUCAUUGGAGGAAUUUCGAAGAAAGUUGAGUUGCCGAUGUUUGAUGGAGAAGAUCCCGCUGGUUGGAUUGUUAGGGCGGAGGUGUAUUUCGAGGUGCAAGGUACUCGACCUGAGGUGAAAGUAAAUUUGGCCCAGUUGUGAAUGGACGGGCCAACUAUUCAUUUUUUUGGAUCCGUAGUAGAGGUCAGAGAAGAGUUAACAUGGGAGAAGUUCAAAGUUGAGCUACUGGAAAGAUAUGGAGGAAUCGGUGACGGAAACAUUUUCGAGCAGCUUACGGCACUUCGACAAGAUGGAGACAUUGAAGAUUACAUCCAACAAUUUGAGAGAUUGAUCGUCCAGGUUGGUCGUCUUCCUGGGGAACAAUAUAUUGGGUAUUUUGUCCAUGAGCUACAUGAUGGAGUAAGGGGGAAGGUACAGAGCUUGCGUGCUCUUGGGUCGUUGCCUCGCACUCAUUUUCUUAAUGUUACCAGAGUUAUGGAUUUAGAAACAAAUGAGAUGAAAGGGAACUGGGCUGGGUCGCGACAGUUUGGCCCUAAUACCUUACUUGGGUCUGGGUCACGACAUAGAGUCGGGUUGCAUGAAUCAGGUAAAGGCGGAAUGGGUGAUUGGGUCUAUGUAAAAGGAGGGAAAGAGAGCCAUGACAAAAAUGUAAACGGCCAAUUAUCCAAAUAUGAGCCCAAGUUUGAGAAUGAAGGGAGUAUGGGCAGAGAUAGAGGGAUAUGCCAUUUGUCGUAUCAACAAAUGGUCGAGAGGAGACAAAAGGGAUUAUGCUUUAAGUGUGGAGGCCUCUUCCACCCAAAACACCUCUGUCCAGAUAAACAGCUACGUAUAAUGUUGACCAAGGAUGACAAGGGGUCAAGUGAAGCUCACGAAACGGAAACAAGUGAGAAAGAAGGAGGUGUUAUGCACCUUCAAAGUUUGGAAGAGAUGAAAUCCACCCAACCUCACACGCUAAAGCUUCAAGGAACGGUGAAAGGAGUACCCAUUCUCCUUUUGGUUGAUAGUGGAGCAAUUCACAAUUUUAUGUCCAGGAGGCUUGCUGAGAAGAUGGGAUGGUCAAUCGUCGAAAGCUAACCUUUGAAGAUCAAAUUGGGGGAUGGUCACAGGGCAAAGACCCAAGUA
Messenger RNA from Cajanus cajan (pigeon pea), 2560 nucleotides. NCBI's taxonomy places the organism in Eukaryota, Viridiplantae, Streptophyta, Magnoliopsida, Fabales, Fabaceae. The record is from RefSeq and is a predicted model, not a curated record.